Messenger RNA from Cyprinus carpio (common carp), 3947 nucleotides. Its product is annotated as NACHT, LRR and PYD domains-containing protein 1 allele 2-like. Bases 131 to 3475 code for a protein of 1114 amino acids. The transcript has 11 exons. NCBI's taxonomy places the organism in Eukaryota, Metazoa, Chordata, Actinopteri, Cypriniformes, Cyprinidae. The record is from RefSeq and is a predicted model, not a curated record. Gene Ontology annotation, molecular function: protein binding.
CUCUUAGAGUCGGCUCAUUCGCGAACGACCCAUCACUAUUGUCGUUGAAUAAUUUCUUCUACGCGGAGUUUAAAAGAUCAGGGCACAGUAAACUACUACUUUCAGCAAAAUAUCAGACUUGUCUGAAAUCAUGGAUAUGAAGAAGGACUCUCCUGCUGAAGAGUGUCGCUGUGAGAGCAGAGAGGAGGGAGGUGCACCAUGUUCCAGUUGUGUGUCUAUAAAGACUACAAAUUCAAUGGAUCCACCAAAUACCUUCAGAACUGGAGCUGUGAAUCCUGGAGCCAUAAAAGCAUCUGAAUUCCUGGAUAUGGAGGAGGACUCUCCUGCUGAAGAGUGUCGCUGUGAGAGCAGAGAGGAGGGAGGUGCACCAUGUCCCAGUUGUGUGUCUAUAAAGACUACAAAUUCAAUGGAUCUACCAAAUACCUUCAGAACUGGAGCUGUGAAUCCUGGAGCCAUAAAAGCAUCUGAAAUCAUGGAUAUAGAGGAGGACUCUCCUGCUAAAGAGUGUCGCUAUGAGAGCAGAGAGAAGACAACUAAUUCAUUGGAUCAAACCACUAAUUUCAGAACUGGAGCUGUGAAUCGUGAAGCCACUGGGGAAAAUGAAGACGCCAUUAAAACAGUCAUAGCCACUCACAAAACCAGAAUGAAGAACAAGUAUGAGCGCUUAUUUGAGGGAAUCAAACUACAAGAGAAUGAAACCCUCCUGAACAGUAUCUACACACAGCUCUACAUCAUUGAGGGAGAGAGAGAAGGGGUGAAUGAAGAACAUGAGGUUUUACAGAUGGAGAAAACAACCAGAACACAAGACACUCCAAUCUGCUGCAGGGACAUCUUUAAACCCUCACCUAAACCAGGAGGAGAGGAAAAAGACCAAAUAAAGACUGUUCUUACUAAAGGCAUCGCUGGAAUUGGAAAAACCGUCUCUGUGCAGAAGUUCAUUCUGGACUGGGCCGAGGGAAAGGCCAAUCAAGAUGUAGAUUUCAUGUUUGUGCUUCCAUUUAGAGAGCUGAACUUGAUUAAAGAUGAUGAGUACAGUCUUCACAGACUUCUGCUGGACUUUCAUCCUGAACUUCAAGAUCUGGACUCACAGAUUUAUGAGGAGUGUGAAGUUGUGUUCAUCUUUGAUGGUCUGGACGAAAGCAGAAUCACACUGAUGUUUUCAGAUGCUCAGAAAGUUUGUGAUGUGAAUGAGACUUCAUCAGUGGAUGUGUUGAUGUCAAACCUCAUCAGAGGAGAUCUGCUCCCCUCUGCUCUCAUCUGGAUCACCUCCAGACCAGCAGCAGCCAAUGAGAUCCCCUCUGAAUACAUCAGCCGUCUCACAGAAAUCCAAGGAUUCAAUGAUCCUCAGAAGGAGGAAUAUUUCAGGAAGAGAAUAAGUGACCAGGAUCAAGCCAACACGAUCAUCUCACACAUCAGAAAAGCAAGAAGCCUCCACAUCAUGUGCCACAUCCCCGUCUUCUGCUGGAUCUCAUCCACUGUGCUUCAGAAUAUCCUGAAACAAGAUAUCAAUUCAAAAAUCCCUCAAACUCUGACUGAAAUGUACAUCCACUUCCUGCUGAUUCAGAUCAACAUGAGGACUCAGAAGUAUGAAGAGAGCAAUCCAGAGAAACUCCUGCAAUCUAACAGAGAAGUGAUUGUGAAACUUGCUGAAGUGGCUUACAAUCAGCUGAUGAAGGGCAAUGUGAUGUUCUAUGAAGAGGACCUGAUUGAGAGCGGCAUAGACGUCACUGAAGCAUCAGUGUAUUCUGGGAUUUGCACUCAGAUCUUUAAAGAGGAAUCUGUGAUUCAUCAGAGGAAAGUCUACAGCUUCAUUCAUCUCAGCUUUCAGGAGUUUCUGGCAGCUCUCUAUGUGUUUUACUGCCACAUACACAACAAGAAGGAAGUACUGAAGACAUUUUACAUAUCCGAGCAAUUAUCAUUGUUCAUGCUGCUUAAAGCAGCAGUUGAUAAAUCAUUGCAGACUGGACGCUUGGAUCUUUUCCUCCGCUUCCUGCUGGGCAUCUCACUGGAGUCCAAUCACAUACUCUUACAGGAUCUACUGAGUUACAGAGAGAACAAUGUAGGGUCCAUGUAUUUAAUGGCAACGUAUAUUAAAGAUAGAAUUGUUGGUGAUGAACAACUGUCAGCUGAUAAAUCUAUCAAUCUCUUCCUCUGUCUGCUGGAACUGAAUAAUCAGACGCUCUACAGAGAGAUUCAGAGCUUUGUGAAUUCAGAUAAACUCUCAUGGACGAAACUCUCUCUCCCUCACUGCUCAGCAGUAGCCUACAUGCUUCAGAUGUCAGAUGAGGUGCUGGACGAACUGAACCUCAAGAAAUUUAACACAUCAGAUGAAGGCAGAAGGAGACUGAUACCAGCUGGGAGAAACUGCAGAAAAGCCCUAUUGUCAGAUUGUAAUCUCACUGAUCAGUGUUGUGAAAGUGUGGCUACAGCGCUACAAAUAAAUAACUCAUUGACAGAGCUCGACCUGAGUAACAAUGACAUGAAAGAUUCAGGAGGGAAGCUCCUCUUUGAUGCACUGAAGAGUCAGUGUCAACUAGAAAUAUUGAGAUUGUCCAUCUGUAAUUUCACUGAUCAGUGUUGUGAAAGUCUGGCUUCAGCACUUCAAUCAUCAAACUCCUGUCUAAAGGAGCUGGACCUGAAUAACAAUGACUUGAAAGAUUCAGGAGUGAAGCUGAUCGCUGAUGCACUGAAGAGUCCAAACUGUAAACUGGAGAAGCUGAGUUUAUCUGGCUGUAUGGUGACAAAGGAUGGCUGCUCUCAUCUGGCUUCAGCUCUGAGUUUAAAAUCCUCCCAUUUGAGAGAGCUGGAUCUGAGCUACAAUCACCCUGGAGAUUCAGUUCUCAUUUCUAGAAAGGAGGAUCCAAACUGCAAACUGGAAAAACUUUGUCUGGAUCACGGAGGAGAGAACAUGAUUAAAGCAGGACUACAAAAAUAUUUCUGUGAUCUCACACUGGAUCCAAACACAGUACACAAUCGUCUCGCUGUUGUAGAGGGCAACAAGAAGUUGAUUUGUAAUCCAGAUCCAAUGAUAUAUCCUGAUAAUCCAGAGAGAUUUGACGGCCUUCCGCAGGUUCUGUGUAAAGAGCGUCUGUCUGGACGCUGUUACUGGGAGGCUGAAUGGAGCGGGUUGGGUGAUAUGGUCGUGUCAUAUGAAGGAAUCGGCAGGAAAGGAGAAGGUUUUGAAAGCAGGUUUGGAGCCAAUGACAAAUCCUGGAUUCUGAGCUGCUUCGGGGAGAAACUGAUUGCCUGGCAUGAUAAUAGGGGAACACACAUUCCUCCCCCAGCACCUCCCUUAAACAAAGUAGGAGUGUAUGUGGACGAGCCGGCCGGCAUUCUGUCCUUCUACAGCAUCUCUGACACAAACACUCUCAGACACUUAUACACAUUCAACACCACAUUCACUGAACCUAUCUAUGCUGGAUUUGUGCUUUAUACUAAUUCAGUGUCUCUCUGUGAUGUUACAAAAACAGGAUGAGUAAUUUAAAUUCACCAGGAGAUCUACAGUGGCCCCAAAAAUAUUUGCACUCUUUAAACACAACUAAUAAUAUCAAAACAAGUGCCUUUUAUUUUAUCAGAGUGUCUAUUUACACUAAGUGCAAAUAUCUCGCCUUGUUGGCAGAAGCUAUUAACACUAACUCCGCCCAUUAACGUAUGCUUGGGAUAGUCAACACUACAAAAGACGGCUGUCAAAUAACAGCAUCAGUGGCGUAAGUGGUAAAAUGCAUAGUGCAGACUUUUUGAUGCAAUCGACCCGAGUUCGAAUCCACCUUUUGCCGAACUCAUUCUUGACACUUUUUCACAUCUUAUGUUACAUCGGAAAGGCAUUUUCAAUAAAAAUUAAGGAAAAUAAUCAAAAAGUUGAAAAUGAAGUAUCGGGUAGGGUUAGGGUAGGUGUAGGGAGCUGCUUUAUUGUCCCAAUAAGUCAGGAUCCAUUUAAUAAUUUGAAU